GAACAACACCAUCUCAGCCGUGGAGCCUGGCUCUUUCCAGAGCCUCGGUCAGUUAUUGGAGCUAGCACUGAAUGGAAACCGCAUCCAUUUGGUGACAGCUGACAUGUUUCAGGGACUCGAACAUCUACGCAUUCUGUACCUGGCACGAAACGACAUCACACGGCUGCUGGACUACACCUUCCGUGGCCUACCGCGUCUGCAGGAGCUCCACUUACAGCAUAAUAGUAUAGAGACGUUAGCCGACCAGGCUUUAGUUGGUUUGACUUCUCUGGCUCUGCUGGACCUGAGUAGGAAUAACCUCCACACAAUUGGCCCUGCAACACUGCGACCUCUAGUGAGCCUGCAGGUCCUGCGUAUCACAGAUAAUCCAUGGCGCUGUGACUGUGCGUUGCACUGGCUGAGGACCUGGAUUGAUGAAGAGGGUCAGCGUCUGCUUAGCUCUGCAGAACGUCGACUAGUUUGCAUCGAGCCACCACGCCUGUCACAUCUGAGCUUGGUGGAGGUUCCUCUCAACAGCUUGGUCUGUAUCCCUCCCUUGGUGCAGCUGGAGCCCAAGAGGCUUGCAGUGCAUCUGGGAGAGAGCCUCAGGGUGUCGUGCCAUGCCACUGGUUAUCCUCGGCCACAGGUGACCUGGAGGAAAGCUUCCCAGGGUAAAGUAGUCCUUUCUCCCAGAGGCCUGGUUCAGGAGUUGGAUGCAGGUGGAGGUGGAAUGGGAGGAGCAGAGGAGCCCUCGCAGGAAGGCAGAGUCAGUCUCCAGAAGACUAAUGGCGAACUCUUUGACCCCGACACUGGCAGUGGCAUGUUGUUUCUCAGUAACGUAACUGUGGCUCAUGCAGGCUUCUAUGAAUGUGAAGCAUGGAACGCAGGAGGUGUGGCUAGAGUCACCUUUCAACUUGCCAUCAACUCAUCAACAUCCUCCUCAUCUUCUUCCUCCAUCUGGGCUUCAUGGUCCCAGGUGUCUCUACCGUACUCACCUGCCUGGCCUCGACUGAGGAGCCACGGUCCUGCUUUGGGCUCAGAUGUAAGCCGGGAACCCCUGUAUGCUCUGGGCAGCAUGGCCUUCAGUGCUCUGGGAGCUGCCACUCAGACUGCCAUUGCUGUGGGCAUCUCACUGCUGACUUUGACUGCUCUGCUGCUAGUCGCCAUGAUCUACAGUCGACAUCACCAACGGGACAAAGAGGCUGAUGGGGCUGAAAAGGAGGAGAGCAUCUUGUAUGUGAAUGACUACUCUGAUGGCCCCACUACCUUCGCCCAGCUGGAGGAGUAUCGUGAUGAGCGUGGCCAUGAAAUGUAUGUCCUCAACAGGGCCAAGCCUGUGCUUCCUCCUGCUCCGCCAACAGCUGUGUCCACCACUAACCUGGGCUGUUCAGCACCAUCCGAUACCUCCAGCCACACCCUCUCCUCGGGCCCUGGCCAGACCAUGAGCCCCACUCUGGCCCCUGACAAGCAGCAGCAGCAGGAUGGUGACAUACGGACCAUGAGGAGAAUGGCAGGAGAAGGAGGGGAGGCAGAGCCCGUGAUCACAUUAGAGGCAGAAGGAAUGUUUCUCAACCACACAGGCCUCUUCAUAGACUCUCCCAUUGCUUAUGAGAUUCACUGCUAAAGGAAGAAAGCAAUCCUGGAAGACAGAGCAAAAUAUGUGUGUGACCCAGUGGUUUACAGCUCAGCCUUUCUUGUUUAUGGACUAACAGGAGGCCAUUAUUGGGAUGUACCAAAAAAGGCACAGAAGUACUUUUCUGUGUGAAAGGAUUUUCCUUCUGCAAAACUACACUGACAAAUGUUAAUGGAGUCAAUUCCAGUACAAAGCAGAGCUCAAACUCUGUCUGACCUCUAAAACACAGACAUACUGUGAUGUUGUUUGCCAAAAAAGCGAGUAGGUGAGUGACUCGGUGGUCAGUCAGAGGCUCCUAUACUCCAAGACAUUAACUACAGCUUCACUGUCCUGCACAUGAUUAACUUUCACACAUUUUAGCAUUACUGGUGUGCUAACAUCUGCCCUGUCAAGACCUCAGAGCUCACUGGGAGGCUGAGUACAGGAAAGAGAGAAAUCAUGGCCCCCUCCGGUUCAUGAAUAUGUGGGAAAUCUGUGUUAUAUAGCCUAACUGCUGUCAGUGUCUGGAAGUUUUAAUUUAAUCCCAGGGUAGAAAUACAGUGCAUUUUGUAAUUAUAUAACUGUGUAGGAAAAUGUCAGUCUGAGUUUUAUUCUCAUUCUCUCUCAUCAUCAUUUUACUCAUCUGUGUUGCUUAGUGUCCUAACAGACACAAAAAAUGAAUCUCUCCUCUCUGUAGUAUGAACUGAGCUCAGUUUACCCCAACUCUUUUGGAUUUAUCCGUCUUUAUUGAUACUAGCAUGUGCGGUUGGGAAUGAAUCUGAGUUGCUGCUGAGUUUUCCAGUCCACACGGAGGCAGAGUUCUUAGCUGAGCAAAAAACAUCAGCUAUACGAUACGUAUUUGACUGCUUCUGAAUGAACGAGCUGCUGUGAUUGAGAAAUAAAGUUUUCAAAGCAGAAAGAGACAAGGCUCGAAAAAACAAGAAAUGAAGCUACCUGACUGAAUGUUUUUGCUUUUAAAUGAUCACGUGUGAAUUAUUGUUGCCUUUAUAAACUGAGAGAAUCUUUUGUCUCUU
Molecule: messenger RNA, 2625 nt
Organism: Pundamilia nyererei
Lineage: Eukaryota; Metazoa; Chordata; Actinopteri; Cichliformes; Cichlidae
Product: leucine-rich repeat-containing protein 24-like
Exons: 5
Coding region: 104-1603 (499 amino acids)
Molecular function (GO): protein binding
Source: RefSeq, a predicted model, not a curated record